GAGCCCGAUGAGCUCAGGAAGCAGCGGUCCUUAUUUCAUGUUUUGUAGCGACUGAAAGGGGAGGACAGGUGUUAUUUUUGGGGGUCGUAGAGGCAGAAUAUUUUCCAGUUGUUUCAGAUUAGGCGGCUGUCAGCGACAGAAGAGCUUUGUUAUGAUUUCCAGCGUUGAUAUCGAUGAUGUUUACUGUUCAGCCACAUAGGUCUAUGUGACGGAUAGCAAAUAUUAACUGGUUCCUCCACCGUGAAACUGCCUUAAUAUUAGGCACAGACGGGAUUAUUUGACAUAUUUUCUCCAUUCAUAUUGCUGUUUGCUGGCGGCACGCCAAUAAUUGACUCUGGAGCAAGACACGGAGGAUAGCAUGGCCAUGACGGGGGGGACGGCAGCUGCCCUUCCCAUGAGCAACCACACCCGGGAGAGGGUGACCGUGGCCAAGCUGACUCUGGAAAACUUCUACAGCACGCUGCUGACGCAGCACGAGGAGCGGGAGAUGAGGCAGAAGAAGCUUGAAAAGGCCAUGGAAGAAGAGGGCCUGCCAGAUGAGGAGAAAGUGAUGCGGCGCUCGCAGCACGCCCGGAAGGAGACGGAGUUCCUGCGUCUGAAGAGGACGCGGCUCGGUUUGGACGACUUUGAGUCUCUGAAGGUUAUCGGAAGAGGAGCUUUUGGAGAGGUCCGCCUGGUGCAGAAAAAGGACACUGGACACAUUUACGCCAUGAAGAUCCUGAGAAAAGCAGACAUGCUGGAGAAAGAACAAGUGGCUCACAUCCGUGCAGAAAGGGACAUUCUGGUGGAGGCGGACAGCGCCUGGGUGGUCAAGAUGUUCUACAGCUUCCAGGACAAGAGGAACCUCUACCUCAUCAUGGAGUUCCUACCUGGAGGCGACAUGAUGACGCUGCUGAUGAAGAAGGACACGCUGUCCGAAGAGGCCACGCAGUUCUACAUCGCCGAGACGGUUCUGGCCAUCGACUCCAUCCACCAGCUGGGCUUCAUCCACAGAGACAUCAAACCAGACAACCUGCUGCUGGACUCCAGGGGACACGUGAAGCUGUCGGAUUUCGGCCUGUGCACCGGACUGAAGAAGGCCCAUCGCACCGAGUUCUACAGGAACUUGACGCACAACCCACCAAGUGAUUUCUCUUUCCAGAACAUGAACUCAAAGAGGAAAGCAGAAACCUGGAAGAAGAACAGGAGGCAGCUGGCUUAUUCCACAGUAGGAACGCCAGACUACAUCGCUCCUGAGGUGUUCAUGCAGACUGGGUACAACAAGCUUUGUGAUUGGUGGUCUCUGGGUGUCAUCAUGUACGAAAUGCUCAUCGGUUACCCACCCUUCUGUUCGGAGACGCCACAGGAGACGUACAGGAAGGUCAUGAACUGGAAGGAAACCCUUGUCUUCCCACCUGAAGUCCCCAUCUCAGAGAAGGCAAAGGAGCUGAUUCUAAGGUAUUGCACUGAUGCGGAGAACCGAAUAGGCGCCGUUAGCGUGGAGGAGAUCAAAACCCACCCGUUCUUUGAGUCGGUGGACUGGGAGCACAUCAGGGAGCGGCCAGCAGCCAUUUCUAUCGAAAUCAAAAGUAUUGAUGACACUUCAAACUUUGACGACUUCCCCGAAUCAGACAUCCUCCAGCCAGCCAAUGCAACAGAGCCUGACUUCAAAUCAAAGGACUGGGUAUUCUUGAACUACACGUACAAACGGUUCGAGGGCCUGACUCAACGAGGCACCAUCCCUACGUACAUGAAGGCAGGGAAGGCCUGACACGCUCAAAGAGCGCACCACAGAGACCUUUUACGGACACAGGGUCGGGCCGCAAAGCCCCCGCUGGUGCUGGAGGCCGCGCUGCCGGGCCUCUCGGCGUUAAAUAUAACCCUCAUCAAAACUUAUGUAGGUCCGCUCAGAAAAGACAGAGCGUCGCCGCAUUACCUCUGUAGUUUAUUUUUCAUUUGUGUCGUCUCUAGCCAUGGCUCUCGCCCAGCCCUCUAACUAGGACACUAAAUAAGCAUAUCUGCAUGUUCAGCUUAACGUUGACGGCAGGAUUCAGGCUUGAACACAAAUCCCUGGUUUUGCAUCCUUACUUUGAUAGUUUAUACACUGGCGGUUAUUUUAACACAGCUAAAAACUGGGUUCCUCUUAAAGCCUGGAAUCCAAAUCUGUUGCUAUAAUAGGAGGAUUUCAGCAUGAUUUCCUGUAAGUUUUACAGCUCUAACCGGAAUACAGAUUAAAAAAGAAAACAUUUAGUCGUAGAAGUUUAAUGAGACCAUAUUGCGAUUUUCUUUCAUUGCUAACAACAGUUAACAUAAUCCUGUAAAGCCAUGUGCUCCGACCUGCUGCUAGAACCCGUUAAACUCGGGUGAUAUUACAAAGUAAUCGCAGAGUUAGCUAUUCUAUUGCCUCUGUUUGAUUCAGUUUUGAUGUUUUAUGUCGGGUUUGUCGCCCUCUGCUGUUGCGGAGAAGGUAUUGCCGCAUUUUUAAACGGGAUCUUCAUUUUCCCAGGAAGCUCCUAAUUUUAAAUGACAUCUUUGGACAUGUAUCAAAAGAUUAAGAACAUCAAACAGACGUUCUAAGUUUUCCGAAAGUCACAAACACCAGGGAUCAUGCUGGAAUCCUCCUUCAUAUUGGUAUUUCAGUGACAUAAUAGAAGUUUAAUCUAGUAACUUCUGCAAAAAACAACAUGGUGGAGGGAGGUGCUGCCAAAUAAACUGCUGUGUCCUUCUUAAGUUGUAAGAUGAUGAACUAAAAAGCAUUGCAGGCCAAGCUACUUCCUUCUAAAGUCAUCAAAACAUGCAAAAGUGCCUUUUUAUGUAGCUAGAUGUAUCACUAUAGUUUAGAAAAUAUUAACUAGGAGGCAUCCAUUAGAAUAGCAUUAAGCUGACUGAUCUAAUAAAGAAGGUAAACGGCAUCUAGAAAUGAUAAAAAAGAGCAAAUAUAUAUGUUUGUAGAAACUAAAGCUUCUUAAAAUGAACUAAAUCUCAGUUUUGGUUAUUUAUGAAGCUUGUGGUAAAAACAAAAGCAGUUUUUUAUAGGUUAGAUUUAAAAAGAUGAGAAGAUGAGUUUGUCAAGUAACAUGGAACUAAAUUAGGUCAAAAUCACAAGAGUUUCCUCUCUGUGUUGUGAAAUUGUAAUUUUUUUUUUUUUAUCUUUUUGUUCAUCCUCUUUUAACAUUUUUUCCCCUCUCACAUAGAUGCAAACAAACAUUUCCUGUAGGGUUGGUCUUUAACCAUCUUGUCUCAUGGUUGGAACUAAGGAGUUACCAAAGUAAUCUUGUGUCAAGGUCUGUUGUUCUGCACUAAACAGGAAUCUACCUUUAUUUAAAAAAAAAAAAAAAAAAGUCUAAACAUCUAAAACAGAAUGUGGGUGCUGAGGAAAAUGCUUCUAAGAUGUCUGCUAAUGUUUAUGUAGAAUCAGGAAGCAUACUGACAGAAAUCCCAGUGUCCGUCGUUGUUGUUUCUAAAGCCCUUAUGUAGAAACUUACCUCUUCAGCCUUCUCAUCAGUUCUGUUAUAUCCCCAUUUCUGUUCUCUUCUUGCAUUUGGUGUCAAUUCUACUUAAGGAUGAUACAAAAUGUUGGACGGAAGAUAGUUAUGAAGGCUUAUAUCUGUAUAUUUAUGUUAUUUAUGCUGCUAGUGUUUUUUUUAUGUAUAAAUUGGCUUUUUACUGAGAUUCACUGUAUUUACAUUGGCUGUGUUUCAUGUAAAGUCCCUGAUCUAAAGAGAAAACAAAAGAAAGUGAGGAUCUACCAAACAGACGUGCGUUGGUGUCCUUUAAAGCCUGGCUAGCCAUUUUCUUCCUUUAGCCAUGAGAAAAAAGAAGAAAAUUGAUAUGUGGACGAUGCGAUUGGCCAGGAGGUAACACGUCUUAGAGCAGACGCCAUGGGGAGUGACCGUUUUAUCGGGAGGUUGCUUGAGCGUCCAACCGUCAGAACAGUCGGGGGGGCCUUGUUGAGGUAUUUGACAGCAUUAUAAGAGCUGGGUGGCGUUUAAGAAGGUAGCAUUGUGGUUUUGCAUCAGACCAGGUAAUCGUACAGUCUAUCGUACAGGCUGAUUUAUGCUUAGAAACCAGGUCGUCUGCAUGUGUGUCGCAUUAAAUGCAAAUGUUCACCUGCCCCUUCCGCAGAUACUCUGCUGCACCUCUCCAAAAUUGUAGGUGACAGCAGACUGGAGGCCUCUGAUUGGUCAAAUCUACAUCCGCUCUAAUCAUGCGUAUUUCCUGUUUGGUAUCUUACCGUCUUGUUUUGUCUGUAUGACCGCCAUUGUGGAAAACGACUCGUGAAGAUGGAGCAGCUAGAAAAGCGAGGUCCCGAGAACGCUGGGACACUUUUUCCAGCUGGAUCCCCGCUCUUUUUCGCCCUCAUGUCCCUCCGUUGUCGCACAAACUUGCCCCCACUUCCUCACCGCCUCGGCCGUAUCCACACCCACAGCUAGUUCCUGAUUGUCCGUCUUGCGUUGUGGCGUGGAAAAACAUAGCGCAGACCAUGCUUCAAUAUUGGGCAUAAAUCAAAAAUAUCUGCGACAAGCUCACUGCGACACACUGCUGCAGGAGGAUAACCAGGCCUUUAGCCCCUCACUGGAAGACACAAAAGGAAUCCACACACUUGGUGAAAGUUCACAAUGUCCAAGCUGAUGACUGUUACAUCUGCUUCUACAAAGCACAGCUGUUGGACUUUAAAUGUCACUUAAACUAAACCUGGCAAUGGGGAGAUUACAGAUUAGCUGUCCCUUGUGAAUAAUCCAUUUUCUCAAUGGACCAUGCAAUCCCUCCUUGGCCCAUUGCCUCACCACUGAGGGAGUGGGCUGGGGAAAAAGUCACUAUCUGCACUGACAACCAUGUUGUUCUUAUAGGGCAGCUCUAGGGGAAAGGAUGAGUCUUACCAAGGCGUGACUUUGGUUCUCUGUAGGAAUGGUUCAAUGGAACCAGACAGUGACAUCAUUGGUCCGGUCUUACGCCAAGAUAACACCCAUUUACGUUAGAAGUUGCCUGCAUGGUGAGGAGGUGAUUCAGCCAUUGAAUCCAGUUGUGUCAGACUGGUUGAUCCUAAAAUGAAUUCUAUCAUCUUGGACGUCAACUUUAACCCAUUGCUUGACCUGGUAGAUCUAAGGGGUGAUGAGAAUGUUGACUUCACUGCUUGAGUUUAGAACCAAUGGUGUCAUGGAACCAGUACUGCUUACUCCUUAUCAUCUGAUAUCAUCAUCAUUGUCUGAGUUCUUGUUUUUACUGCGCUGUCUGGUUGUCCUGCCUAUCACUGUCUGUUUGCCUCAUGGUUAAAGGGGUAAUCAGGCCAUCCAACAUCUUACUGCUGCACAAAAACUAAGCAAACCAAUCGUCUCUACAUUUUUGGACUAAUUUGGCCCUAUAGAAUCACCCCAGAAAGGGGGCAUGGAAUCAUUUGUUGCCCAUGAUUGAAUAAGUCAUAGCGUCCAACACUCAUCUGUUAGUUCCUCCUGUCUCUCAAACUCAACAAUACCUGAAAGGAUUUCUAUCUAAAGCUCACUGAGAUCUCCGGUCCAUUGUAAAGGUUAUUUUUUAUCUGAAUCCAGAAUGUUAAUCCUCUAUAAUGGCUAAAGAAUUUAGUACCUGCCUUUGAUCGAUGAGUAAAGUUCCAAACAACCUUCUUGGUCAAUAUCUGGUCCCAAGUCCCCUGGCUGUGUCUAACUCAGAAACAAAGAUUAGAAAAAGAGAGACAAAAGUGGUCCUGAUUGCUGUAGCUGUCGAUUCUACCUUGUUUUUCUGGCAAAAUCGCAAUGCGACUAUGAAACUAACCCUUAAAAGGACAAUUGUUCUAGAGAUCUGCUUUGGUAUUUUUUGGUAGUAUGACUGAUAUAUUGUGUCAAACGUCCGGUUGUAGGAUAUUAACCCCAUUUAUGUGGUAUGAAGAAGGCAAAACAGAAGGUAGAUAUUUACAAUAUGUGCUAUAUAUUUUUUCUCUUUUUACACUUACAUUAAAUAUAUAAAUAUAUAUAAGGUUGACUUUAAAUCCAUGACUGUGUCACUUUAAUUACUGGGAUUUUCUAUGAAGUCGUAAAAAGGUUCAGGAAAAAACGUUUGUUUUCUUCUUUUCUAUCAAGCAAGACAAUUCAUUUGCCAUGGACCAAACCAGUUUACUGCCUAAAAACAAACCGUUUUAGGCUCAUUAUUAACAGGUAAUGCUGCAUGUUUCAUUUUGCCAAGAGACAAUGGUCACAACUAUAUCGUAAUGGUGGAAAUCAACAUACAUGUCGAAUUGGCGAUUGGUUUACCCCCCACCCCCCAGUCAGGACUAUAUGUUAAGCUAAUCUUGUGUAAUGACGUGUACACACUGCUGUAGUCAGAAGGCGAUUGUAUGUGGAGGAGAACCGUGCUCAUUAAUAUGUUCAUCAAUAUUGCUGAGUUUUUUUGUUGAUACACUGUUCAAGAAUAAUAAACCUAAACACUUGAA
This is a messenger RNA of Cyprinodon variegatus (sheepshead minnow), 6403 nucleotides long. It is a transcript of the gene stk38l, whose product is annotated as serine/threonine kinase 38 like. The transcript is spliced from 14 exons. Lineage: Eukaryota; Metazoa; Chordata; Actinopteri; Cyprinodontiformes; Cyprinodontidae. Bases 359 to 1750 code for a protein of 463 amino acids. The record is from RefSeq and is a predicted model, not a curated record. Gene Ontology annotation, molecular function: ATP binding; protein serine/threonine kinase activity. Gene Ontology annotation, biological process: peptidyl-serine phosphorylation; intracellular signal transduction.